Pseudo-nitzschia multistriata is the source of this 2711-nucleotide messenger RNA. The record is from the annotation of a GenBank genome assembly. Lineage: Eukaryota; Bacillariophyta; Bacillariophyceae; Bacillariales; Bacillariaceae.
UCACUUCAAUCCUCACAAACAACUUUUACCAAGAUAUCUUCCUGACAGAGAUAGCACCGCCUAAUUCAUCGCUUUUGUUUUCUUCUUCACAGAAUUAAACCCUCAUCAUCGAACUUAAGGAGUUGUAUCUCCACCAUUGAACCGACUUUCAGCCCUUUUUCAUCGGUUGUCAAUUGACUUCCUUAGAACCUACCUGUCUCCACCGACCACACAUCUGAAUCUACGCAACAAAACGAACCACCGCUUUCAACAUUUUGAACAUAACACGUUGAAUUCUAGGUUUUAAACGCACAGCAAACGUACAAAGUAUAAUUACACAAAAGAUGAAGAUAGCAUCCACUGCCGUUGCCGCCAUGGCCCUCGCUGCCGAUCCUACUGGAGCCUUUUCGUUCACGGCACCCGCCGUCGGCAAGACCGUUGCCAAUAGUAGUAGCAGCAGCAGCUCCCGAUUGAGCAUGGUUUUAGAAAAACCUAAGGCACCAAUCAAGAAGAUUUCCAAGCUUGAGAUUUUGAAAUCGGAAUCCGCGAAUCUUUUGCAUCCGCUCAAGGAGGUAAGAUACGUUAAGUUAACACUGGCAUUCAUUACUCGAUGAUACAGUCGGCGUAGCAGAAUUCGGACGAAGCGAAUGGAUCAUGAAUCAAUUGGUAGAAUGGCUACCACAAAUAAUUUGGAAAAGAAACGAAAGAAGAGAAGACUCGAAUUGGAAAUUCAUUCAAAUCGAUUGAAAAAGUCCAAUUCGAAAUGUUUGGAUUAUUUCACCCGUCUUCACUGUAUCUGUCUUGCAUGGAGUACAUCAUCAUUUCCAGAGACCAAGUGAUGCAGUAUACAUCCUUUCUGGAGGUUUAUGCCAUGCCGACUUUAUCUUUAAAGAGUUAUUUGUUUUCUCGCCAAAAGCAUUUAGAUACUCACCUCUGACUCAUUCUCCAUUUCCACCAACUAAAAAAAUGAUUUCGCUUUACAUAGGAAUUAACAACCGAAAGCAUCGGGAUUUCCAAAGAUGCGUACCAAAUUAUGAAAUACCACGGCUCUUACCAACAAUCCAACCGAGAAAAAAAGUCUAAGGUCAAGGAUUACCAAUUCAUGCUCCGUCUCAAACAACCUGCUGGAGAACUUCCGCCCGAUCUGUACCGUCUAGUUGAUGAUCUUUCCGCAAACCACGGACAAGGGGAUUUGAGAGCAACCACACGCCAAUGCUUCCAGAUACACGGAAUCAUGAAGGGAUCACUAAAGACUGUGAUUUCUUCCAUUAUGAACAUCGGAUCUUCUACUGUUGGCGCUUGUGGUGAUGUUAACCGUAACGUCAUGACAACUCCUGCACCAUUUGUGUCGAAGGACUACGAAUAUGCACGCGAGUAUUCAAAGGUCUUUGCACAUUUGUUCCGACCCAUGACACCUGCCUUUUCUGAAUUGUGGCUAGAUGGAGAAAAAGUUGCAACUGCCGAACUCUGGGGAAAAGAGGUCGAAAAGCACAAUAUUGACGAGGCGAUGACCUACGACAGCGGACGAGGAAUCAUCCUGGACCACCCAGUUGAGCCUCUGUACGGAGACCGAUACCUUCCUCGAAAGUUCAAAAUCGGUGUUACCGUUCCCGGCGACAACUCUCUCGACAUUUACACGAACGACAUUGGCUGCGUUGUUAUCACCAACGAUGAGGGUGAACUCGAGGGAUUUAACGUUAUGGUAGGCGGAGGCAUGGGUCGAACUCACAACAAAGAAACCACGUUCGCACGUGCCGCUGAUCACAUGGGAUUUGUUCCCAAAGAAGACAUUAUGGAAUGUUUGAAGGCCAUUCUCGCUGCCCAGCGUGAUCAUGGUAAUCGCGAUGUCCGAGCAAAUGCCCGCAUGAAGUACCUUGUUCAUACUCUUGGCAUUGAUAACUUUACAACCCUAGUUGAGUCCUACUUUGGCAAGAAAAUCCAACCGUGGAAGGAAAUCCAAGAAUGGAAGUACAACGAUUGGAUGGGAUGGUGGGAACAGGGAGAUGGAAAACUCUUCUACGGACUUCACGUCGACAAUGGACGAGUCAAAGAUGAAGGCGACUUCAAACUCAAAUCCUGCAUGCGAGCCAUUGUCGAUAAAUACAACUUGCCUAUGAUCAUGAGUCCCACCCAGUCCAUUAUCUUCAAGGAUAUCAAACCCGAGGACAAGGCCGGAUUCGAGGCCAUUCUCGCGGAGCAUGGCAUCAAACCCCUCGAGGAAAUCGAUCCCCUCGCCCGUUUGUCCAUGGCCUGUCCUGCGCUACCCCUUUGUGGUCUUGCCCAGACCGAGGCAGAGCGCAUCAUGCCCAGCUACAUCGAACGAAUCCGUGCCGUCUUGGGCAAGCUUGGCAUUGACGACGAAGAAAUUCUCAUGCGUAUGACUGGAUGUCCCAACGGAUGUGCCCGUCCCUACAUGGCCGAAAUGGCCUUUGUUGGAGACGGCCCGAAGUCCUACCAGAUCUGGCUCGGAGGCUCUCCAGUUUUGACCCGAACUGCCUGGCCCUUCAAGGCGAAGGUGAAGAACGACGAUCUUGAGGUGAUCGUCGAACCAAUUCUGGCCAUGUUCAAGGAACAGCGACAGGAAUUCGAAGCCUUUGGGGACUUUUGCCACCGCGUGGGAGCCGAUGCCAUCGAAAAAUUCUCGGAAACAUACGAACCCAUUGCAGCAUAAUCAUAGACAAUAAAUACCUUUCCUACCGUAUAACACGAUAUAAUAAUAAAAUAACCAUAAU